Sphaeroforma arctica JP610 is the source of this 1180-nucleotide messenger RNA. RefSeq lists its product as hypothetical. The transcript is spliced from 5 exons. Lineage: Eukaryota; Ichthyosporea; Ichthyophonida. The coding region runs from base 101 to 535 and encodes 144 amino acids. Gene Ontology annotation, biological process: mitochondrial electron transport, succinate to ubiquinone; tricarboxylic acid cycle. Gene Ontology annotation, cellular component: mitochondrial envelope; membrane. The record is from RefSeq and is a predicted model, not a curated record. Gene Ontology annotation, molecular function: heme binding; ubiquinone binding.
CCCCCCCACUUCACAGCAGUGAUAUUUGUAGCGAUUGUGGCACCAACCAAAGCAAAACUGAAGUGCAGCGUACUUUGAUUCUGAUCUUCAUCCCACAACAAUGUCAUCUGCUAUGUUCACCCGUCUGACACCUGCCUUCAGGCAAUCCACAACCUGUGCUCGAGUAGCUCUUACUUCGCGCUUUGCUGGCCGCAAUUUCCAUGCCGCCCCCGUUGCUAUGCAAGCAAUGGGCAUGAAGGAAUCUACGCAUUGGAAAGCUGAACGUGUCGUCAGUGUUGGAUCUCUAGCUCUUAUUCCCGCUGCUGCUGUAGUCGGUCCUUCGUUGCCGAUCGAUAUGGCGAUGGCUGUUGUGCUACCGCUACACUCAUACUGGGGUAUGGAGCAAGUAUUCACCGACUAUGCAAAGGGUAUUUUCGCACCAUUGUCUACAGUAUUGAAUGUUGUUGUACAUGUGGGAACGGUCGGCGGACUCAUCAUGUUCAACUUAAAUGACGUGGGUAUCACCAAGGCUGUACAACAGCUCUGGGCAUUGUAGAGUCUGUGAUAUCGAUGGUAUUUAGUUAAACCAACUCGGGAAUAAAUUCGUGUCACCGACGAUGUCACCUCAAGCAGCAGAUUCCUGAAAUUCAAAACGGAAUAAGUGUUGCGCAAGUAAGUGCUGAAUGUUAAGUACUUCGAUUAUCUAACGACGACGACGACGACGAUGAUGAUGAUGCGAAACACAUAUACAAUCAGAGGUCUACGAAAAUAAGUAGAUUAUUUUACGUCAAUGGCUCGCGAGUGGAGAACUUGUAGGUGCGCACCGGUCGGUGUGUACAUCAGCGGUGCCAUUUUAUAUGUUCAUACACGUAUGCAUAUCUGCGAACCUCGAUCAUACAUCCGCAGAGUUGUCGUGUGCAUCAGCGGUGCCAUUCUAUGUUUAUAUCCGCAAAGUCGUGUAAUACCAAGUUAUGAGGUUCAUUCCUAUAUGCGAUAGCAUCCUUCCCCUUCCACUGCGUUGAAGAACAAAAUUUGUCAUUGGUGGCCCCUAUGCCUGCAAAAUAGCUACUAUGCAAUAUGCCGAUUCCAGAUGAAACAGUGAGGUGUAAAACAUUGAAGGAGGUCAAGCGAUUUUUUUUGAUAUAAAUAUAUAAAUAUAUAAAUACAACACACAGACACACAAACACAGACGCAGACAUAG